ACCAGUUCUACAAAGAUAGUUUGUGUUUGUGUGUGCAAGCAUACAUUUCGCGAUGCGUCCGUUUUCAAUCCCCGUAGUCUUCGCGUACUUUGUUUUAUGUUGUAGUUUCGUCACCGAGUCCGUUUCGUCGUUUAACUUGACCAUCCUGCACACCAACGACGUGCAUGCCCGGGUACAGGAGAUGAACGCCUUCGGGGGGAGGUGCCGCCCCGGCCGCCCGUGUUACGGCGGGUUCCCCCGGCUGGGGGCCAAGGUCGCGGAGGUGCGGGGUCGGGACGACAAUGUCUUGCUGUUAGACGCAGGAGAUCAGUUCCAGGGAACGCUUUGGUACUACUUCUUCAGAAGUCCAGUCGUGGCACAACUCAUGAACAAAGUCAAGUACGACGCUAUGGCUAUCGGGAACCAUGAGUUUGAUGACGGCGUACCGGAGUUGUCCACGUUUCUCCGUCAGGCAAAUUUCAGCGUGGUGAGCGCCAACAUCGAUGCCGCCAGGGAACCGGAGUUCCAGUCUCUCUUCAGUCGCUCAGUGACCCUGAACGUGAGUGGUGAACUUGUCGGGAUUGUAGGCUACACCACUCAGGACACUCCCGCUAUAUCUAAACCAGGUGAUACUGUGUCGUUUACAUCGGUGGUGACGUCAGUGCAGACUGAAGUGGACAGACUGACUCAGCAGGGGGUCAACAAAAUCAUCGCGCUUGGACACGCCGGUAUCCACGUGGACACGGAGGUGGCGUCACGUGUGCGGGGCGUGGACAUCGUGGUGGGAGGGCACACCAACACUUUCCUCUACACAGGGCAAGCACCAAACAUAGAGGACCCGGCUGGCGCUUACCCUGUUGUGAUCCGUCCUGACCACGCCCCCUCGCGUCCCGUGUUGGUAGUGCAGGACUACGCCUUCGGGAAGUACCUGGGUUACCUCCGAGUGACGUUUGAUGACGCAGGAGAGCUGAUCCACUGGGAUGGGAACCCGAUCCUGUUAGACGAUACUGUUCCUAAGGACCCUGACGUCUUUGCGCUGGUGCAGACCCUAGAGGCCGGCCUGAUCAACAAAACGUCAGAGAGUAUCGGCAGCACGCACGUCUUACUGGAUGGGAGCUGUCGCUUAGGGGAAUGCAAUCUGGGUAACCUGAUCACAGACUCGAUGCUGCACCAGAACAACAAACACCCGGACGAAGUCGGUUGGAACGACGUUGGCAUCGCCAUUCUAAACGCCGGCGGGAUCCGGUCAACUAUAUCCCAAGGUUCCGUCACUGUGGGAGACAUUGUCGGAACGCUGCCCUUCCAAAACACCAUCGACAUCGUGGAGCUGCGCGGGGAGGACGUCAUCCGGAUGUUGGAGCACUCCGCCAGUGUGAUCGGCAAUCCCAGGUUCCUCCAAGUUUCCGGUCUCCGUGUCACCUAUGACGAAGCCCAGCCGGUUGGACAGAGAGCGGUGAAGGUGGAAGCCCGCUGCAGCAAGGACUGUCUCGUACCGGAGUUUCGCCCGCUGAACGUGUCCGCUCUCUACAGGAUCAUCAUGCCGACGUUUCUAGCGGACGGAGGGGACGGGUACACCAUGAUAGCGGAGAACAAGACUGCGCACCACAUACCAGGUGAUUUAGACACAGACAUCCUGAUAGAGUACAUCGCUGCUCUCUCCCCGCUGUCUGUCGGACUGGAGGGGAGACUGCGGAUCAUCAACUCCUCCCAGACUCCGGCUGAGAACUGCAGGGACGUACCGACCUCCGCUUCUGUCACAUCGCCUUCUGUAACCCACAAUGGCGCAAUGCGUACUCGUCCGGAAGGUGACAAUGACAGGCGUGACCAUGACCAGGUCGCGGCCAUCGCCGUGGGUGUCGUUGUCCUCGUCUGCGUCGUCGCCGCCAUCGCGGCCUGUGUCGUUCUGCGCAUGCGUCGCCGGAGAAAGGGGUUUGACAUGACAGCUGCGUCGUACGGCAUGGGUCACACCAACCCAGCCGUCGUCAUGGAGACGGGGAAUUCCAAGUGAUCAAAGAUUCCGACGAAUCACCCUCAUUCCUCAUGGUCCUUGUUAGGCUUAGGUCCCAAUUCCCAACCCGGGGCCCGGCCGGGUAGCUUUCGGAAACGAAAAAUAUUAUAUAAAAGGCAACAAAACUUCAACUUGUAACCCGGACAUGUAAAACUGAAACAUUCUCAUUCUCUUACUGUAGUCGUAUUGCCGUCAUCUGGAACAAUUUACCACUAGACAUCCGCCAACAUAUGUAUUCUAACCUCACUCUACAGUCAGUUAAAAAAUUCUUGAUUUCAUAUUAUAGAUCCCGAUUAAGCGACACAUUUACUGUUGAUAACUUAUGUACCUGGAUAACCACCUGCAGAUGCUCAUUAUGCAUAGCGACAU
Molecule: messenger RNA, 2356 nt
Organism: Branchiostoma floridae (Florida lancelet)
Lineage: Eukaryota; Metazoa; Chordata; Leptocardii; Amphioxiformes; Branchiostomatidae
Product: snake venom 5'-nucleotidase-like
Exons: 13
Coding region: 53-1987 (644 amino acids)
Biological process (GO): AMP catabolic process
Cellular component (GO): plasma membrane
Molecular function (GO): 5'-nucleotidase activity; metal ion binding; nucleotide binding
Source: RefSeq, a predicted model, not a curated record